AUGAACAAAAUAAACGAAAAUUCAUUUCCUGUUGAAGGUUUAGCAGCUUCUGACAUUUCCUUUGAACAAUUAUUAUCAAAAACUGCUGAAGAAAAAGCAAAUGUCGAAAUAAACCGCGUCAAAAUCUCUUAUAAUGAUAUGCCAGAAUAUCGCGAUAAGUUAAACAUUAAAAAAAAUUCAUCUCGUAAACAAUAUGCAAGUAUUUAUUUCAUUAGAUAUGAAGAAUUAAGUCCUAUUGUUUUAAACGCUGCUAAAGUUAAAUGGAAUACCGGAGCUUCACAUGUUGAUAAAAUAUUGGAGGUUAAACCUGAUACUCUUUGUUAUAUCGUUGGAACCGUUUAUAUGGAGAUGCAAUAUAAACCUAAUAUUCUUGCUGAAGUUUCCAGAGACGAUUGGGAACCUAUUCCACCUCCAAGGGAAAAAUAUUAUAGUGAUACGGAUGAAAUCUGGCUAGAAGAUGAUUCAGGUAGAAUAAAACUUGUGGGUGAUAGCUUAAAAAAAGAAGUGAUAAUUUCAGGAAUAAUCAUGGCGGCUCUAGGGAAAGAAAAUUCCCAAGGAGAUUUCGAGAUAUUAGAUAUUUGUUUUGCUGGACUUCCUGAACAAAUUAAUCCAACAGUACGGAUGGAUGCUGAUGAUGAUGACAAGUAUGUGGCUUUGAUCAGCGGUAUGAAUUUGGAUACAGAUGGUGCUUUGGAAACAAGAUUACAGCUAAUGUUGGAAUAUCUUACUGGUGGACUUGGAAGUUUUCCGGAACAACAAAAUUUUUCUUCGAAAAUAUCACGAAUAAUAAUUGCCGGUAAUAGUCUUGCUGAGGUUAAAGUGGUUCCUGAUGAUAAAAAGCAGAAAAAAUAUGGAUAUGAUAAUUCAUCAUAUGAUGCAGAACCACGUAUUCAAUUAGAUAAUUUUCUUGAAAAAUUAUGUUCAUUACUACCUACUCAUAUGAUGCCUGGAAAUCAUGAUCCAGCUGAUUUUACCUUACCUCAACAACCAAUUCAUCCUAAUCUACUUCCUAAAGUCGGAAGAAAUCCCAAUUUUCAUGGCGUUACGAAUCCUUAUUGGUGUGAGUUGGAUGAUGUCGUAUUUCUUGGUACUUCUGGCCAAACUAUUGAUGAUAUGUAUAAAUAUAUAGAAAGUGAGGAUAGAAUUGCUAUUGCAGAGCGUACACUAUAUUGGAGGCAUAUUGCCCCCUCAGCUCCUGACACUCUUUGGUGUUAUCCUUUUGAACGAUAUGAUCCUUUUAUUAUUAAUCAAAUGCCUCAUGUAUAUUUUAUUGGUAAUCAAAAGGAAUUUGCUACAAGUUUAAUAGAAGGACCUAAUCAACAACGUACGCGAAUUAUUUUAUUACCAUCAUUUUCAGAAAGCGGAGUUGUAGUACUUUUAAAUUUAAAGAAUUUGAAAUGUCAUACUACAUGCUUCAA
Molecule: messenger RNA, 1418 nt
Organism: Funneliformis mosseae
Lineage: Eukaryota; Fungi; Glomeromycota; Glomeromycetes; Glomerales; Glomeraceae
Source: the annotation of a GenBank genome assembly